Maudiozyma saulgeensis is the source of this 432-nucleotide messenger RNA. Lineage: Eukaryota; Fungi; Ascomycota; Saccharomycetes; Saccharomycetales; Saccharomycetaceae. The record is from the annotation of a GenBank genome assembly.
AUGGGUGUGAUACGAAAGAUAACAAAGCAAGAGAAAAAUGCUAAAAUUACAGUUAAACAUCCAACGUUGAAGCAGGCUACACAUAAUGAUAUAAAGACAACAAUAUAUAUAAAAUCAUCAACACCAUUUGUUAGUGGGAUCAAACGAAUUAAUAAAUUUUUAAAUGAUCUUCACAAGAGGAAGAAAGAUCCACAAUUUCAAUGUAUUGUUCUGCUAGGUAUGGGGAAAGCAACAGAAAAGACUAUGGCAUUAGGAAGUUAUUUUGCAGAAGAAAAAGGUAAACGCCUGGAAAUACGUACCAAAAGUGUCGACGUAAUAGAUGAGUACAUCGCAGAAGGCGACGAUAAUAAUUCAGUAGUAGAUGACAGGGACAAGGAGACAUCGCUGAAGAAACGAUCUUUAAGUGGGAUAGAGAUCAAGAUCUAUCCAUAA